UCUCCCCCCCCCCCCCUAAAAAUCUAUCCUCCUUUUUUUUGUCUCAGAGGGAGUGAAGGAGAAGGUUGGCUCUGCUUCAAGAAACGUCCAACAUUUCAGAUCUCAACCUCCGGCCACCGGCCACCGGACUCCUCCAUACUUACAGGUUUCUGUAGUUGUGGUGGAGGAAAAACUAAUACGUUGGUCCGGCUAGUUGAAGACAGUUGUGGCAAACCCAAAUUCAGAGGCCCAGAUUGAAAGGAAAUUUUUUGGGAUAUGAGAACGACUGGAUUAUUGCAAAUUUUGAACCUAAUGAUGUGAAGAAGAGUAGAGAGUAGCUGUGUCUGAAUUGAGAUGGAGAGCGGUGAAGGGACCAGCAAUAAUGAGAGGCGUUUUUCAGUGUCAAAAGAUGACUCGUGGCUUAGUCAAUUCCGGAAUGCCUCAAAUCCUUGGAUGGCCAGAUAUGUAUAUGCAUUGAUGUUUUUUGCUGCAAAUUUGCUAGCAUGGGCUGUGAGAGAUUAUGGGAGUAAGUUCUUCACAGAUAUGGAAAAACUGAAAGACUGCAAAGGUGGUCAUGGCUGUUUAGGUGCAGAUGGAGUCCUACGCAUCAGUUUGGGAUGCUUUUUAUCCUUUUAAUCUAGUCAUGGAACGGUUUUUCAUAGCAUAGCAUUAUCUGCU
Molecule: messenger RNA, 657 nt
Organism: Rubroshorea leprosula
Lineage: Eukaryota; Viridiplantae; Streptophyta; Magnoliopsida; Malvales; Dipterocarpaceae
Source: the annotation of a GenBank genome assembly